UUCAACUGUCAAAAAAAGUAAACGUAAACCCGAUCCAACAUUUCUAUAAAAGUAGCUUUUUAGUAGAUUUAAUGGAAAAGUUUUCAAAAGUAGAGAAAAUCGGCGAAGGAACAUAUGGAGUUGUGUAUAAAGCAAAAGACCGAGAAACUGGAAAUGAAAUCGCAUUAAAGAAAAUCAAACUAGAAAAUGAGCCCGAGGGCGUGCCCUCCACAGCCUUGCGCGAGAUCUCUGUGCUGCGCACGCUCCGUCAUGAAGGCGUGGUCCGGCUGCUCGACGUGCUGCUGGCAGAUAGGAAGCUGUUUCUCGUGUUUGAGUACAUGCACAUGGACCUCAAGCGGCUUAUGGACCUUACGAGGGGCCCUCUGCGCCCUGAGCUUGUCAAGAGCUACGUGCGACAACUAGCCGCAGGCCUCGCGUACUGCCACGCCGCGCGCGUCCUCCACCGAGACCUUAAGCCACAAAACCUUCUCGUGGACACGGCGGGACGCAUCAAGCUCGCGGAUUUCGGCCUCGCGCGUGCCUUUGCUCUUCCUGUCCGGGCCUAUACACACGAGGUGGUGACGCUAUGGUAUCGAGCGCCCGAGAUCCUGCUGGGUGCUAAGUUUUACUCCACCGCCGUCGACGUGUGGAGCCUCGGUUGCAUCUAUGCUGAAAUGAUGAGCGGUCGCACGCUGUUCCCCGGUGACAGCGAGAUCGACCAGCUGUUCCGCGUGUUCCGCGCGCUGGGCACCCCGGGCGGCGCGCUGUGGGCGCGCGCGCGGCGCCUGCCCGACUACCGCGCCGCCUUCCCGCGCUGGCCGCCCCGCCCGCCCCGCGACCUGCUGCCCCUCGCCGCGCAGCUCGUGCCGCACGCUGCUGACCUGCUGGACGCGCUGCUGAGAUACGAGCCCGCAGAACGUCUGUCCGCGCGUGCCGCCCUCCAGCACCCGUUCCUGCAAGACGCCCGACUCACACCCCCCGACGUCCCGCUGUCGGCCGCCUCCACGUCUCGCCCCGCCGCCGACCUCGAUCUGUAACCAACCUCGUCGCCAAACACACAAGAGACGUCCACUCCGCUCGACAGACUGAUGUGGAAUGAAAUUGGAAUAGCGACGAAUG
Messenger RNA from Cydia splendana, 1098 nucleotides. It is a transcript of the gene Cdk2, whose product is annotated as cyclin-dependent kinase 2-like. Gene Ontology annotation, cellular component: nucleus; cytoplasm; cyclin-dependent protein kinase holoenzyme complex. Gene Ontology annotation, biological process: G1/S transition of mitotic cell cycle; protein phosphorylation; regulation of G2/M transition of mitotic cell cycle. Lineage: Eukaryota; Metazoa; Arthropoda; Insecta; Lepidoptera; Tortricidae. The transcript is spliced from 6 exons. The record is from RefSeq and is a predicted model, not a curated record. Bases 72 to 1016 code for a protein of 314 amino acids. Gene Ontology annotation, molecular function: cyclin binding; ATP binding; cyclin-dependent protein serine/threonine kinase activity.